Molecule: messenger RNA, 608 nt
Organism: Fundulus heteroclitus (mummichog)
Lineage: Eukaryota; Metazoa; Chordata; Actinopteri; Cyprinodontiformes; Fundulidae
Gene: ndufb7
Product: NADH:ubiquinone oxidoreductase subunit B7
Exons: 3
Coding region: 163-531 (122 amino acids)
Cellular component (GO): mitochondrion
Source: RefSeq, a predicted model, not a curated record
AUGGAUUUCUAAAGGAAACCGGAAGUGGGCGCAGGGGUUUUGUGGAGGUGACCGAAUGGCAGACUGUAGAAUAUUUCUGUAAACAUUUUAUUUUUCCUAGUGAACAAAAUCAGUCAGCGAUAAAUACAUUUGUGCCUUCGGGGUGCUAACAUCACCGUAGCCAUGGGCGCUCACCUGGUCAGGCGGUAUGUCACCGAAACGGACACCGAGCCGGAUCCUGCCAAGAAGUUCGAGUUCGACCCGGACUUCGGCUUCGGAGAGAGGAAGGAGAGAGAGAUGAUUGCAACCCAGGAUCAGAUGAACUUGGCCCAGCUGCCUUUGGGGCAGAGGGAUUACUGUGCCCACCAUCUACUAAAGCUCAUGAAGUGUAAGAGGGACAACUGGCCCAACUUCCUGGCCUGCAAGCAUGAGAGGCACGACUGGGACUACUGUGAACACCAGGAUUACGUGAUGCGUAUGAAGGAGUACGAGAGGGAGAGGAGGCUCCAGCUGAGGAAGAAGAGGAUCGAGGCCAAGGCAGAAGCUGCAUGAUCGGGAAACCCUCUGAUUCUACUUCUUUGUAUAUAAGCCUGCUAUUGUUCACAUUAAACAAUAUUGAUCAAGCUCUA